ACAUCAUUUCCCACAAGGCAUUGCGCUCUCGUUAAGGAAAUGUUUAAGGAAGUGAUCUCCCCAUGAAUUGAAGCCGUUUAACUCGUUAAAGCAGUUUUUACUGACAACAUGUGAGUGUUUGUGUUUCCAGAUGUGAGGUGUUCGUAAACGAGGCUUCAUGCUGAGGACAGACGGAAGAUCAGACCUGACUGACAGACAUGAGCUCACUGAGACACGACGACAGCAUGAUGCAGCAGCUGCAGCAGGUCACUCCCAGCUGUUCCUCCCCCUCCGUACUCCUCCCCCUGACUCACCUCAGAGCUGCUCGAUGCGGAAGUGAGAGCGCACAGAAACAAGAAGUGAGAGGGAAUAAAUAUCUCUUCAGGAUGAGGUCCAUCGUCAGCUUCUACAUAUGCUACAUGCUGUGCUUGUGCCUGGGCUUGGCAUGUGUAGUGUGUGUCUGUGUGUGGAACGCUCAUUGGCGCCAUGGGUUUGCCUGGAACGGUUCAACACUGGAGUUCAACUGGCACCCUGUCCUGAUGGUGACGGGUCUGAUUGUGCUGUAUGGAAAUGGAGCAGUGUUGUACCGAGUCCCACUGACCUGGGGUCAGAACAAGCUCCCCUGGAAGCUGCUGCACGCUGUUCUGAUGCUUCUUGCUUUGGUCCUUUCAAUCAUCGGGCUCUGCGCUGUGUUUGACUUCCACAAUGCCAAUAAGACCCCCAACCUCUACUCCUUACACAGCUGGAUCGGGAUCGCAGCUUCUGCUCUUUUUGCCUUACAGUGGGUCAUGGGUAUGGCUGGCUUCCUCCUGCCCUGCUCCCCCACGUGGCUCCGUAAGCUCCUGAAACCCAUCCAUGUGUGGAUGGGAGGCAGCAUACUGAUCCUCAGCAUCGCUGCCUGCAUCUCAGGAAUCAAUGAAAAGCUCUUCUUUGUCCUCACCAAACCUCAGCCGUAUUCCAAGCUUCCAGCUGAGGCCUUGUUAGGGAACUCAUUAGGAGUGCUGAUUGUGGCCUUUGGCUUGGUUGUGCUGAAGAUUUUGUCCAACCAUGAAUGGAAGCGACCAGACUCUGUACCAGACGGCGUUGAUUACACGCCCGUCCUUCAGGAAGAAUGUGAAUGAAGACACUUCAUAAAGUGCUGAGUAUCAAAUCUGUCCGUGCACAAUGACAGACGACAUUUAAUUUAAACAUAUAAAAACAAACAGAAGAGGCCUCAGAGUGUGAGAGUUAUCUGAAUGUUCACUGAGCUUUAUGCAAUAAAAUAUGUUGAUGCCAACAACAUGAAGACCAGCA
Notolabrus celidotus (New Zealand spotty) is the source of this 1272-nucleotide messenger RNA. RefSeq names its product cytochrome b ascorbate-dependent protein 3-like. Gene Ontology annotation, molecular function: oxidoreductase activity. Gene Ontology annotation, cellular component: lysosomal membrane. The transcript has 7 exons. NCBI's taxonomy places the organism in Eukaryota, Metazoa, Chordata, Actinopteri, Labriformes, Labridae. The record is from RefSeq and is a predicted model, not a curated record. Bases 198 to 1100 code for a protein of 300 amino acids.